AUGAUGCUGCGAAUGAAGAAGGUUAUUCUUCUGUUUGCGCUUACAAUGAAAUCGUACGGGUAUGGCAUUGGUCCACUGUAUUCGUUGCUGCAGAAUUUCAGAGACCAGUACAAUGAAAUCUUAAUGAGUGAGUACUGUGCUCAGUUUGAGCGAGAUCUUGAAAAGGAUAACUACGCACCGAUAAAUGUCGAAAACGAGGAACAGUUCCGAGCGAUCAUAAAGGAGUUCCCCUUCUACAAAAGGAGCAUGGAACAGGAACCGUUUCCUCGGAAGUUUCCUUACUCUCGAUUUGUUGUGUCUGCUUAUUCCAAGGCCAAGUUGUACCUUCAAGGAUGUUUAAAGUUCAUGGAACAUCUUCAGCUGACCCACUCUGAAAUGGAUGAUACCGUGAGAAGAUAUGCGAACGUGUUGCUUUCUCGUUGGUCUGGAAGUUUGAAGUCGUUUGUGGAGAGGAAACUUUCUCUAGUGCAGUUGGUGCAAAUUACAAUCAACAUUGGCUACCUGGAAAAAUCAUGCGAAUCUCUGGGAGUGUAUAUCACAAAGUUAACGAGCGGCAACGAACUGAAUGUGUCAAUGACGGCUCAUCAGCUCUCUUUGACGGAGCGAGUGUUUCGGGAUGCCAGAAGCGAGGUGGAACAGCAGAUUGAAGUGUGCAUUCGAGAUAAGGUUGACGCCUUCAUCGAGUUGGCACAGUACGACUGGGAGCUUCCUGCUUCAUCAGGUCACGCUUCCGACUAUAUUAGCGACUUAAUUAACUAUUUAUCGACAACAUUUCUAUCUUUCACAAAUCUUCCCUCGGUUUUGGCUCGCCACGUUUGUAUGCAGACCUGCAAGCAUUUGUCGUCACGGCUCUCGGAUGUGUUACUGUCCCCGGAUGUUAAGGCUAUCUCCAUGGGAGCCUUAGAGCAGUUCAGCUUGGACGUUAUGCAGUGUGAAAUGUUCACAGCGAGAUGUCCCGUUGCCGGUUUUGACCACAAUACGCUUCCAAUGACCUUUGCACACUUGAGGCAGUUGUUAGAGCUUGUAAUGAGCAACGACUGGACCUCCUACCUUGCUGAAUAUGGGCAAGAGAACGGGACGUAUGUUCGUGUUAACCCGACCACGGCAACGCAACUUCUAGAGAAGAUGAUCGAAUUUGAGAAGAAGAGUGCCGGUUUCUUCGGCAUCAACAAAGGCGAUCGAAAGAAGCUUUUGGAUACCAUUAUUCGACAGUUACGAGCGUUAUCUGCGCAAUAG
Molecule: messenger RNA, 1236 nt
Organism: Ostertagia ostertagi
Lineage: Eukaryota; Metazoa; Nematoda; Chromadorea; Rhabditida; Trichostrongylidae
Source: the annotation of a GenBank genome assembly